This is a messenger RNA of Paraglomus occultum, 400 nucleotides long. Lineage: Eukaryota; Fungi; Glomeromycota; Glomeromycetes; Paraglomerales; Paraglomeraceae. The record is from the annotation of a GenBank genome assembly.
GGCAUCGCCAAGAGAGCUACAACUAUCAUAUUUACAUCAACACGAGAAUGAGUUGGACCUGCGUUUGUAUGGUACAGUUAUUAGUGAGUUAUCUGGGCAAGUGUGCCGAACAUUCCAAGUAAGAUUUGAAGCACUUGGUGACGGAAACGUAACUGCGGAUAUUCUUGGGGGUAACUUACGAUAUGAAGGGCCAACCGUUUCAAAUACAAGUAGAAACGUCUCCACUACUAUAGAACAGUCAACAGCUUAUGAGGAAAUGUCUGACGGUAGUGGGAGCAGUUCUGAGGAAGAACAAGUCGACGAUACUAGUGAGGUUGACCUUACUGCUGCAGAGACCGUCGCUUUUACUGGAGAACAUCACGGGAAUGCACACAGCCUUUGGCUCCAUUUGCUUUCCAAC